GCGGAUUUCCCGUCGUGCUCCGGGUCAGUCUAGGAGGUUGCGACCAAUGCACCGUGUCACCGGCUUGGGGGACAAUGACAACGGAUCCGUAAUCGUUUAAAAGUGUACUAGCUAGUACACACAGAGAGCCGUGGGUCAUGUUAUCCUGAAUGUGCCACUUUUUCAUUGAAUUCUUCUGGAGAAGCCAUUUUACCUGCUAAGAGGUAUUACAAUUGGAACCAAAAAUGUCAAAUGUCAGUGGAGGAGGGAGUUGUAAACCAAACUCAAACAACUGGAAUAAAUCACAAGAAAAGCUUCCUGUACAUGUAGAGGAUGCUCUGUCUUACCUGGACCAGGUAAAAAUCCGUUUUGGGAGUGAUCCAGCCACGUACAAUGGAUUUCUGGAGAUUAUGAAGGAAUUUAAAUCUCAAAGUAUUGACACUCCUGGCGUAAUCCGUAGAGUCUCCCAGUUGUUCCAUGAGCACCCAGAUCUAAUGCUUGGUUUUAACGCUUUUCUACCACUUGGUUAUAAAAUUGAGCUUCCGAAGAAUGGGAAAGUGGUAGUACAGACUUCUCUGACCAGCCCUGUACCUUCGGAUGUGGCCACCAGCUCUUUGCCAAGCAGCCGUGCUACGCUGCCUACUGCACCAGAAAAUUCUCACAGUGAGAUAACAGAGGAAGCCCGGCAACUGGAUAAAGAAAAGGCACAGCCUCCCCCAGAAUCCGACUCUCUAGAGUUUCACAACGCCAUCAGCUAUGUCAAUAAAAUUAAAACAAGGUUUCUGGACCGGCCUGAAAUCUACAGAUCUUUCUUGGAAAUUCUUCACACAUAUCAGAAGGAUCAGCUUAAUCCAAAAGGUCGCCCGUUCCGUGGCAUGUCUGAAGAGGAGGUAUUCACAGAAGUUGCCAGCCUAUUCCGAGGGCAGGAAGACCUUUUGUCUGAAUUUGGCCAGUUUCUACCAGAAGCAAAGAGAUCUCUGUUCACUGGAAACGGAGCUUGUGAUCUUAGUAGCGCCAGGAAACUCGAGUACCAGCGAAACCUAGAGCAGAGCCGGAAGCGUUCAAGGUCUCUCCUGCUACGCCCCAUGUCUUGUCCUUCCAAGAAAAAAAUGAAGAUUCGUAAAUCUAAGGAUCAGUCUGUGGCCAGCGUGGGAAAGUACGGGACGCUACAGGAGUUCUCUUUCUUUAACAAGGUCCGCCGUGUGCUGAAGAGCCAAGAAGUGUAUGAAAACUUCCUGAGGUGUAUUGCUCUCUUUAACCAGGAACUUGUUUCUGGUUCUGAACUUUUGCAGUUGGUUACACCAUUUUUAGGGAAGUUCCCAGAGCUCUUUGCACAGUUCAAGUCUUUCCUAGGAGUGAAAGAACUCUCGUUCACCUCACCAGUCACAAAUGACCGUUCCAAUGAAGGCAUUGGACGUGAGAUUGAUUACGCAUCCUGUAAACGCAUUGGUUCCAGCUACCGAGCACUGCCCAAGACCUACCAGCAGCCAAAAUGCAGUGGGAGAACUGCAAUAUGCAAGGAGGUACUAAAUGACACCUGGGUUUCCUUCCCAGCAUGGUCUGAGGACUCUACAUUUGUUAGCUCCAAGAAAACACCAUAUGAGGAACAACUUCACCGCUGUGAGGAUGAGCGGUUUGAGCUGGAUGUGGUACUGGAAACCAACUUGGCUACUAUCAGAGUGCUGGAGAGUGUCCAGAAGAAAAUUUCCCGUAUGUCUCCAGAAGACCAGGAGAGGUUCCGUCUGGAUGACUGUUUGGGUGGCACCUCUGAGGUCAUCCAACGUCGUGCAAUUUACCGAAUCUAUGGGGACAAAGCUCCAGAUAUCAUCGAGAGCCUCAAGAAGAACCCAGCUACUGCUGUUCCAGUAGUACUGAAGAGGUUGAAAGCAAAGGAAGAAGAGUGGAGGGAAGCACAGCAGGGAUUCAAUAAGACAUGGCGGGAGCAGUAUGAGAGGGCUUACCUCAAGUCUCUCGACCACCAGGCAGUCAACUUCAAACAGAAUGACACUAAGGCCCUUCGUUCAAAGAGUCUGCUCAAUGAAAUAGAGAGCGUAUAUGAUGAGCAUCAGGAGCAACAUCCAGAAGGCAGGACAACUACAUCCAGCGGACCCCAUCUUAUCUACACAUAUGAGGACUGGCAAAUAAUGGAAGAUGCUGCGUCACUAAUCAGUUAUUAUGUGAAAAGACAGCCAGCCAUUCAAAAGGAAGAUAAGGACACCAUUCGACAGGUGCUAAACCAAUUUAUCCCUGAGCUGUUUUUCUCUUCACCCUCUUCCUGUCAGUCACCGUUUACUGGCACUUCAGAGGAGGCUCCAGCAGAGACCAAUACUGACACUACUCCCAUACCAGAGCUUCCUGAACGCCGGAGGAAGAGCACUACCCCAAGUGAAAUCCAGGAACCCAGCACACCUACACGGACACCCCCUAAGCCACCUCCCAAGACCACAGAAGAGAUGUACAGCUUGUUUUUUACAAACAAUAACUGGUACUUUUUUUUGCGGUUGCACCAUACGUUAUGUGCUAGACUUCAGAGAAUCUAUCAACAGGCACAGCUCCAGCUGCUGGAAUACAGGACUGAGAAGGAACGAGAGAAACUGCUGUGUGAAGGCAGAAAAGACAAGUCAAAUGGUCCAGCUAUGGAGCUCCGACUAAAACAGCCCAGUGAGGUGGAAUUAGAAGAGUUUUACCCUGCUUUCCUGGACAUGGUGAGAAAUCUGCUUGUUGGGAACCUAGACCCUACACACUAUGAAGACACUCUACGGGAGAUGUUCACCAUACAUGCUUACAUUGGAUUCACAAUGGACAAGCUCAUCCAGAAUAUAACACGGCAGCUCCACCAUCUGGUGAGUGAUGAAAUCUGUCUGAAAGUGGUUGAGCUGUACCUGAGUGAGAAGAAGCGUGGGGGCGCUGGGGGAAGCCUGGUCUCCCAGUGUGUUCGAGCUGCUAAGGAAACCAGUUACCAAUGGAAAGCAGAACACUGCAUGGCAGAUGAAAAUUGCUUUAAGGUAAUGUUCCUGCAGAGACAAGGCCAAGUAAUCAUGACAAUUGAGCUGCUGGAUACAGAAGAUGUACAGAAUGAAGAUCCUGCAGAAGUCCAGCACCUGGCAAAUUACGUGGAGCAGUUCAUUAAUGUUGAAGGAGGCCAGAACAACCAGAGUGAAGGCUUUUUACUGAAACCUGUGCUGCUGCAGAGAAAUGUCCGAAGUUUCAACAGCUGGCAGUGCAGAACAAUGAAAGUAAUGAAAGAUGAAGUAAAGUCUUCUUGGAAGAGGCUGAUGGGAGUGGAGAGUGCCAGCAACAUGGACUGCCGUUUUAGACUCAACAGUCACAAAAUGAUGUUUAUAAUUAACUCUGAAGACUAUAUGUACCGCUGGGGAACACUAACAAGGGCCAGAGAGUUCCAGCCAAUGGUCUUCCAGAAGCACCAUGAGAAAUUUAAAGCCUGGCACAAUCGCUGGCUGCAGGAAAACGUCAGCCCCAGAGCAGCCGAACUUGUGCAAGACUGGCUGACCGGUGAAGAAGACGAAGACAUGGUUCCCUGCAAGACUGUAUGUGAAUUCUCAGACGUUCACGGCAUGACGGUCACCAAAUACAGAGUUCAGUACAGCCGCAGAGCUGUCUCUCCCUGACACGUAUUCACCACCACCAAUUUCUAUUUCCUGCUUUUUUUUUGGAGGGCUGCUUUUUUAAUUUAUUUAUUUUUCUUUUCUUUUUUAAAGGAGCACCUCAUUGACAUUGAGGUUGCUGGACGUUAACGCCAGUUCUAUCAUUGUUGACUGUAAUAGUCAAGAGACUCUGUGCUUAAUACCAUCACUAGCAGCUGGGCUAGUGUAUGAACUCGUCUUUUUCAGGCAAUCACAUACAUCCUGAAAGUUCAAUCAGUGCAAAAAUUGGUUAAUCAAACGCAGGAAAAGGAUAAUGAAAUGAGUAAUUGUUUUAAUAUUACAAUGAAAAAUGCAAUGUUAUUUGUUAGUAAGGUCAAAAUCUUUUUCCCCAGGAUAAAUUCCACAAAUAAUUUAAAAUGAAAAAAACUCUGAGAACAGAGAGAGUGCAGUCGGUUUUAAUCCCUUAAUGACCGUGCUAAUCACUAUUAUAUAAGAGAACAUUUUUACCUUGAUUAUCCAUUCCUGAAGGUGUUCUCUUUGCAGCUAUUCUAUUUAAACAGCUUCUUUCAGCCGCUUUGUAUGAUUUUGGUGCGUUUUGAUUAUUUAAAACUAAUAAGAAUAAAUGUAAAAAAAAACUUCCUUCCUCUCUUAUGGAACAAGCAGCAUUACAUCUGGAAUUCAAAGCACUUGUAUAUGAACAGUUUAUAAAACUUGUUCCAUUAACCCCAAACUCUGGAAGUGUGGCUUCAGUAUUUAAAAUUCAAAAAUAGUAAUUAUGUGAAAAAGAGGAUUACGUAUUCCUAUGAAUUAUUAUAUAGUACCACAAAUCAUGAUUUUUUAAGGGUUUUUUGUCUAUAUUGACUUGCAUAAUGGUUACAUUAAAUAAAACCUGUGCUUUAAAACCGG
Pelobates fuscus (common spadefoot toad) is the source of this 4490-nucleotide messenger RNA. It is a transcript of the gene SIN3B, whose product is annotated as SIN3 transcription regulator family member B. Gene Ontology annotation, biological process: negative regulation of transcription by RNA polymerase II. Gene Ontology annotation, cellular component: Sin3-type complex; chromatin. The transcript has 20 exons. Bases 225 to 3608 code for a protein of 1127 amino acids. NCBI's taxonomy places the organism in Eukaryota, Metazoa, Chordata, Amphibia, Anura, Pelobatidae. Gene Ontology annotation, molecular function: transcription corepressor activity. The record is from RefSeq and is a predicted model, not a curated record.